AUGACUGAAAACACCGUCAUGCCUGUCUGUAAUAGUUUACCAAAUGGCAGCCCAAAAACGGAAGCGCCAGAGACUUUCAAUCAUGUAUCUUCAGAAGAUGUUAAAAAAGACGUAAAUGAAGAGAAGGAGAAACUGAGUGAUAUGAAUAAAAAUGCUUUACUCGCUGUCUUGCAAUUCCUUAAAAAACACAAUUUGCAAGAAACUGAAGCUGUGCUGCGUAAGGAGACAAAAUUGUCUGAUGAUGGUAAAAUAGCAGAAGCAGCUCAAAAUGGAACUGACGUAAGCAGCGUGUUAGCAACAUAUAAAAGUGAAGGGGACCCCGAUAUUUAUGAAGACACUUAUGUGAGUUUAAAGAAAUUUAUAGACUCUGCAUUGGAUACAUACAAACAUGAACUUUCAAUGAUACUAUAUCCUGUAUUUGUGCAUAUGUAUCUGGAACUUGUAUAUAAUGAGCAUGAAGCUCAAGCUAAAUAUUUUAUGGAUAAAUUUGGCUCAGAGCAAGAGGACUAUUACCUUGAAGAUAUUAAAAAAUUGUCUUGUUUAACAAAGAAAGAUCAUAUGAAAGGCAAUGAAUUUAUGGAUAACUUCAGAUCUGGGCAGUUUACUGUAAGGAUGUCAAGAGAUACUUAUAAUUUUUUGAAAAGACAUUUGCAAGAUAAAAAGCAUAAUGUACUUCAGAACAUUAUUCAAGAACACCUGUAUUUAGAUGUUUAUGAAGGAAUUUCUAGAACUAAGCAACAAAUCGAUGGUACUGCAGGAGCUUUGAUUGGUGAAGCAGCAAGGCAAGCUAAUAAGGCCAAAGUCUUCUAUGGCUUAUUGAAAGAACCAGAAAUACAAAUACCACUUGAUGAAGAAGAUGAAAGCCAAGAAGGAGAUGACAAACCAAAGAAAAAAAAACCUAAAAAAGAUCCUAUGCUAUCUAAAAAGUCUCGUAAUGAUCCCAAUGCUCCUCCUGCAAACAGAAUACCCCUUCCAGAGCUGCGUGAUGCUGAUAAACUGGAUAAAGUAAACGCAAUACGUGAAUCCUUGAAGCGAGUUCGUCUUGGUCCAAACAGUUUGCCAUCAAUUUGCUUUUACACAUUUCUGAAUUCUCAUCAAGGCAUUACAUGUGCAGAAAUUUGUGAAGAUUCAAGCCUCUUAAGUGCGGGAUCUUCUGAUUCUCUUGUUCGUAUAUGGAGUCUUAAUACAAAUAAGUUGAAAUGUAUGAAACCUACAUCUGAGUUGGAACAAGUUGAUAAAGAAGCUGAUGAUGUUCUUUACAGAAUGAUGGAUGAAAGAAAUGCUACUGACAUGAGAACACUUACUGGACAUAAUGGUCCAGUUUAUUCCACUAGUUUUAGUCCUGAUAGGAAUUUGUUACUUUCUUCUUCAGAAGAUUCUACUGUUCGUCUGUGGAGUUUACAAACAUGGACUAAUGUCGUAUGUUAUAAAGGUCAUUGCUUUCCUGUAUGGGAUGUUAAAUUUAGCCCUUAUGGCUAUUAUUUUGCAACCUGUGGUCAUGAUCGAACAGCUAGACUAUGGGCUACUGAUUCUCAUCAACCAAUCCGAAUAUUUUCUGGGCACGUUUCUGAUGUGGAUUGUGUUCAAUUCCAUCCAAAUUCCAACUACAUUGCUACAGGUUCAAGUGAUCGCACAGUGAGGUUGUGGGAUGUCAAUUCUGGGAAUUGUGUCAGGUUCAUGACAGGUCAUAAGGGAACUGUAUAUACUUUAGCAUUUUCUACUUGUGGUCGAUUUUUAGCAUCUGCAGGUGCUGACAAGAAAAUAUUAAUCUGGGAUAUUGCUUAUGGCCAUCUUCUAGCUGAGCUAAGUAGUCAUACUGACACUGUAUAUUCUUUAUGCUUCAGCCGUGAAGGCACUGUUUUAGCUUCUGGAGGUUUGGACAACUGUAUUAAAUUAUGGGAUGUCACAAAAUUGCUAGAAGAAAUAGAUCUUGAAGAUUUGAAUAUUUCACAUGCACCCAAUGUAAAGCUCAAUACUGAUGCAUAUCUCUUAGGCUCAUAUCCAACAAAAUCUACACCUGUACUGAACUUGCAUUUUACUCGGAGAAAUCUUUUGCUGGCUACUGGGAUGUAUCACGGUUAGAGAAACUUACGUUGUAAACAAUGGCGGCUCGUGGGAGGGGCCAGAGGGUGCUGAGGCCAAGAGAGGUACUCGGGCCCCCUCAUUUUUUUCAGACAAUAACUUUUUAUUUAUUUCCUUUUUUUCUGUGUGUGUGUGUGCGUACAUGCUCAAAAGUUAAAAAAAAGGAUUGUACCAUAUUUUUAUGCAUACAAUGCGCAGAUUAUCUGUUUAAAAAGUAAAAAUAAUGAGGUGCGAAUUAUACGCUGCCGCAGAUUAUCUGUGUUUUUCCCCCUCAACACCAACACAUUGAACCUGUUAGCGUACUAUAAUGGCAAUUUAGAGAAAGAAUCACAAUGUUUUAGUUCAUUUUUCACAUUAGUUUUAAAUAUACCUUAAAAGUUAUUACUUCUUCACGUUUUUAAUUUAGUUGCUAAAACUGUAUGAAAAAUCAAACAUUUUUUUGCAUCGUACUAUUUGCGGAUUAUACAAAGAUUUUUUUUUCUUCAGACUGAUUUUAGAACAUAAAUGUGACCUAUAACUAUAACUGCGUUUUAAGGCUUCAAUUUCUACAAAUUUCCACCGAGUCCCCCAAACCGUACUUUCCCCUAUUAUCACCUUAGUAUGUUUAAAAUUGGGUUUUCAAAACUACAAGUUUCAAAAUUGAGAAUUUUUUUGUCUGCAUAAAAAUGCUGAAUCUGGUUCGUGGGUGCCAGCAGAUUCAUAUGUAGAAAGUUAAACCCACAUGUAAAUCGCUAAGAUUUUUAAAAAAAAAAAUUUUUUUUAAUUUAGUUCAUCGAUUUUUGUUUCAUUUAUUUUAAAGUGAAUGCUGAGAUGUAUUUUCAUCUUUGUUAAAAUUAAUUAAUUUAUAAUUUUUACAUAUUUCUCCGAUCAAAAUAUUUUUGCACUUUUGUAAUUUGGCCUUGCUUAAAAUAAAAUUAAUUUCACUCAGUCAAAAUAAUUAGCUAUUAUAAGAUUUAAAACAAUAUUACUUUUUAAAGUAUUAGAUUAAUAUUGCUUUUUAAGAUGUAUUUCUUUAUUUUGGAAACUCGGUUAGUGAAAGGGUUCCCUUGCAGGGCCGAAAAGCGUACUGGACAUAAACAUGAGAUUUAUAAUUUUCGUGAUGUAUUUUGUAGCUUUUCCCAAUCUGUUUAACUAAAUUUUAUUUUUGAAAGUCGGGGUGACAUCACCCUACCGGCAAUCAUGGAUAUACCCAUGAUAUUAAUAUCUUUUGUGAUUUACUUAGCAGUUUUAAGUAUUUUGUAGCUUGUCCUGUGUUUAAAAUGAAUUUAAUUUAUUUAACUCAAAUAAUUAUUUUAAAAAAGUUUAAAUCUAAAAAAAAAAAAAAAUCCAAGAAUGGGGGGGGGGGGAAGCCAAGUGCACCCAUGAUCUGGUCCUCUCACUUUUACAAUCUUUUACAAUACACGAGCCGCCUCUGAUUGU
Molecule: messenger RNA, 3501 nt
Organism: Uloborus diversus
Lineage: Eukaryota; Metazoa; Arthropoda; Arachnida; Araneae; Uloboridae
Gene: Taf5
Product: transcription initiation factor TFIID subunit 5-like
Exons: 19
Coding region: 1-2082 (693 amino acids)
Biological process (GO): transcription initiation at RNA polymerase II promoter
Cellular component (GO): transcription factor TFIID complex
Molecular function (GO): protein binding; RNA polymerase II general transcription initiation factor activity
Source: RefSeq, a predicted model, not a curated record